Molecule: messenger RNA, 1036 nt
Organism: Populus nigra (black poplar)
Lineage: Eukaryota; Viridiplantae; Streptophyta; Magnoliopsida; Malpighiales; Salicaceae
Product: PLASMODESMATA CALLOSE-BINDING PROTEIN 3-like
Exons: 4
Coding region: 190-744 (184 amino acids)
Source: RefSeq, a predicted model, not a curated record
UAGAGGAAAAAAAAAGUUAACCAGAUACAGACACCUUCACCACCCACCAUCACCCAUCGUUGUCUAGAAAACACAACUCUCUUCCACUCUCCUCUCUUCUAACACUCACAUAUAAAGCCAUCUUUCAAGUUCUAUCAUCUUAAAGUACAGCUAAUUCUCUCAUUUCAGCCCCAAAACCCUACAUCAACGAUGGCUGUUUUAGUGUUUUUAGUGCUUUUCUGGGCACUCACUGGUCAUUCAGGUGCCACCUAUUGCAUAUGCAAGGAUGGGAUUGCUGACACACAGCUGCAAAAAGCCCUGGAUUAUGCUUGUGGAGCCGGAGCAGAUUGUACCCAAAUCGUUCAAAGCGGUCCUUGCUACCAGCCCAACACUGUAAAAGAUCACUGCAGCUAUGCUGUUAACAGCUACUUCCAGAAGAAAGGCCAAGCUGUUGGGAGCUGUGAUUUUUCAGGAACUGCCGUGACUAGUGCCACUCUCCCUCAAAAUGUAGCCUCCGGGUGUACAUAUCCUGCAUCAGCAACUUCAAGCACCGGCAACACAUCAAACUCGGGCACAGCACCGACGGGCACAAACACACCAUCUUCUAUAAUUCCGCCUCCUCCGUCAUCAGUGUUCACCGGAUUAGGCCCAACGGGCACCACUGUUGUCAACGGUGUGGCUUCUCAAUUUAAAGGCACUAACUUGUGGUUCAUGGCAUCUUCUUUAACCCUCUUGUUUUCAGUUCCCUUUCUGUUGUGGGGUUGAAGGUAAAAAGGAAGGGCGGUUGAUAUGUGGAUGAUGAGAUUUUGCCACGGAAGGACGGGUGGGCAUGUUAUUUUACGGUGGGAUUGCCGGGGGGUGGUCAUCAAGAGUCAAAACCCCACUAGGGUUUUUUUUGUUUCUUUCCUCCCAUGUGAAAAGGCUAGGAAUUUGAUUCUCCAUUGAGUGCUCUGAUGUGACUGCUUAUUGGGGUAGUAGCAGCAGUAUUUGUAUAUCUAAAGAGAGGUGGUAGUAUUUUAUUUUCCUUUCCAAUCUAAUGAAAAAUUCGUACCAUCUA